Carcharodon carcharias (great white shark) is the source of this 5742-nucleotide messenger RNA. It is a transcript of the gene stk16, whose product is annotated as serine/threonine kinase 16. Gene Ontology annotation, cellular component: Golgi apparatus; cytoplasm. The record is from RefSeq and is a predicted model, not a curated record. Gene Ontology annotation, biological process: protein phosphorylation. Gene Ontology annotation, molecular function: protein serine/threonine kinase activity; ATP binding. The transcript is spliced from 8 exons. Lineage: Eukaryota; Metazoa; Chordata; Chondrichthyes; Lamniformes; Lamnidae. The coding region runs from base 130 to 1047 and encodes 305 amino acids.
GCGGGCGGGAUUUUGUUGAGGUACGUGAAUCUGCCGCCGGUAGCUCGAAGCGGCUCGAAAGAACCAAACAAAAAGAAACACUACUGAGAGCCGAGAGAGGAAAGCAGCCUAAAGGAUGUCCCAUGGACCAUGGGCCAAGCUGUUUGCAUCUGCUCUCGUGGGACAAUCACCAUCGAUAAUAAGCGUUAUUUCUUUAUCCAGAAGCUGGACGAAGGGGGUUUUAGCUACGUGGAUCUAGUGGAGAGCGUUCAAAACGGCCAGUUCUACGCCCUAAAGCGUAUCAUCUGCCAUGACAAAGAAGAUCGCAAGAAUGCUCUUAACGAGGUGGAGAUGCAUCAAAUGUUCAACCACCCGAACAUCCUGCAUUUGGAAGCACACUGCAUCAUGGACAAAGGUCCAAAGUGUGAGGGCUGGCUGCUGCUGCCUUAUAUUAAGAACGGCUCACUGUGGGCAGAGCUGGAAAAGCUCAGGGACACCAAUAGCUUCAUGUCUGAGGAACGGAUAUUGAAAAUUUUCCACGGGCUCUGCGGUGGACUCAAAGCCAUCCAUGACAAAGGCUAUGCGCACAGGGAUUUGAAACCCACCAAUGUUCUCUUAGAUGACAAUGAGCAACCUGUGCUGAUGGAUCUAGGAUCAAUGAAUAAGGCGAGGAUCGAGGUGAAAGGGUCUCGAGAAGCCAUGACAAUCCAGGACUGGGCAGCUCAGCGUUGCACCAUAUCAUACCGAGCUCCUGAACUCUUCAGUGUUUCGAGCCACUGCAUCAUAGAUGAGCGCACAGACAUUUGGUCCCUAGGCUGCGUGCUGUAUGCUAUGAUGUUCCUGGAAGGACCAUAUGACAGCAUCUUUCACAGGGGAGACUGUGUUGCCUUGGCCGUACAGAAUUCAAUAACCAUUCCAGAAAAUUGCAGGUACACUCAGGCCCUGCAACAUCUGCUAACCUCCACGAUGGUUACUAACCCCCAAGAGAGACCAAAUAUUACCUGGGUGUUGAAUCAGACUGAACAACUGCUGCCGAUAGAAGUCGUCCAGGAGACUAAAUCGAUCUGAUCUCGGCAGCAUAAACAGGAGUGGCUCGAUCUAUCCCUGAGAGCGCCUCAAGUUUAUUGGCUGUCAGACCUUGACGCUGUUGCACAAAAAAAACCAUAUAAAAUCCCAACGUCAGCAACUCUGGCAGUGGGAUAGAAUGGGACCUCAUUUUAUUAUUUUGUUCCUAGAUCUUAAGUGCUUGAUCUUUUUUAAUUUGGAAGAGGGGGAGAAAGAAUUGCACAUUUUUCUUCUUUCCAAAGGCAAUCGGCUGCUCAUUUUACUCCAUUAUCUCUUCCUGUGCUUUCCCAUGUUCAUGCAUUUGAAUCAAUCUUUACCCACCAAACCCAGAGGCACCUUCUCUCUUAUGUUGUGCUCUGUGAAGAACCUUGGAAAAUCCUGGGUAGUUUUACUUGUUUGAGGCAAAGGAGGAGGGAUGUUGGCUGGUAAAUUGUUCCUGAGUUUAUUUUAACGAGAGCAGUGAUUGCCAGUGCCUGAAGUGAUCAGUGUUCACCUCCUGCCUUCAGUCUGAUAGGAAAUGUCUUGUCAAUCCUCUUCCUCUGUAAGGAAGCCUAAUCCAAAUCUCAGUAACCAAGUGGUAGUGGAUAGCCAUGAUUCAUCACUUGUGUUUUAGUUUGCGCUGAACAUCCGGUAUUGUAUGGCAUGAUCUUGGCUGUAUUUGGUGACUGGCAAGAACGGAAAUUAUUGAGUAAUUUCCCCUAUCAGUCAGUGCUGUAAGUGCCUGGGGUUGAUUUUACGCCAAUAAUUCAGUAUCUAUCCUCCAUUCACUGCAUUUUGCUGGACAACUAAUCUCACACUGCCCGGGAGACGCUGUAUCCCGUAGCGUCAGUCAGGAAAUCAGAGGCUCUGAGGACCUGCCCCUGCUCCAACUCGUUGGCUGACACAGUGGUGUUAGUAUUCACCCUGCAUGUUCUUUUGUUCCGCAUCACCUCCAGCUUUGCUGUAUAGGGCUGCAGAAUUGACAAAGUGCUGGUGGACAGGUAGCCUUGUGCUGCUAACCUGCACAUUGACCACAGAAAGGGCAUUGGAUUUUUAAGAGAUAAGUCCUGUGCACCCACCUGCUCUGCCAUUUCCGUGUGUGUAAUUGAGGACUACCUUGAUAAUCAUAAAAAAAAUUCCAGCAGCUUGUGCAGAAAUCUUUUUAACCUGUCCCCUGCACUCCCCACCCCCACUCCACAGCUUGCAAUGCUUUUAAAAUAUGCCAUUCACACUGCAUGUUGGACAGCGGAUUGAUUUUAGUUAGAGCUUUAUACCUCACUGAUGCUGGUUUGGGAUUGUCAGGGAAGCGGGUUCGCCCUGACUAUGCUUUCCAGUGUUAUUCCUGUGAAAUUGUCCAGUGACACACAUGGUUGAACGUUCCGCAGUUCCAUAUAAAGUCUGGUUACCUCCCUUUUUACCUCACUCCACCCCAGAAACGAUAGAGUACCUUGCUUCUAUUGAGGACCAAAGUAGUGUAAGAAUAUUUGUUUGGUGACUGAUCAAGCUGAAAUCAACUCAGGCUGAGCAAACUGCUAAGAUGCCCUAAAACCACCCCCACCCACCAUCUCCCCCCCCGCCCCCCAUCAGACAAACAGGGAUGUGAAACAGCAGACCAGAAACAAACCAAAUAAAUGUUUUCUUCAGCGUCUCGUUGCCCUUUAGGGAAUUAUCGACACCUGUUCCAUCUCUGUGGCCAUUCCUUUCUGUGUCAGCUAAUUAAGACCCUUCCCUGCUGUUUCCCAAGCACCUAACUGUGCCUCCUCAAAAUGGACUAUCUUUAUUUGGAAAGAAAAAAUCAAACUGUCCAAUCACUAGCUUGUCACGUGAAGCUUCCUGCUCACUUCUGCAAAUGAAAGUGUGAACCCAGGAGACCUCUUUGUUUCAGUUCCUGGUCAGAACACCGGUCUCACACAAUACCGGCCGGAGAUAACUUUCCACUCCUCUAACCCUCGCAGUUGUAGCAAUUCUAAGCCACAAUAUUUGUGGUGAAUCUACAGAAAAUGGCAUCUGAAAUUGUUUUAAAAGGGGUAAAGAGACUUGAUUGAUUCCUGGGCUCAAUUUUUUUUUCAGUUUUUCUAACUAGUAAAGCUAGAAUUGGAUAAUUAAUUUGUUCCCCCCUUGACCCAACCUCCAACACUGCAAAAUAAAAUUAGUAAUGUUCAUCAGAUAAGAAUUUUAUUCAGAUGAUCACUUCUAUUCUUCUGUUUAUUUAUAACACAAAACAAAGUACUAUAAAUGCUGGAAACCUGAAAUUUAAGACAAAGUAAAAUGCUGGAACAAUAGUGGAGAGAGAAACGAGUUAGCUUUUCAGGUUGAUGACUGUUCAGCAGAGCUCAGAAGUGUUAGAGGUUGUUUAAGCAAGUACUGAGACAGACAAUAGAGGGGGAAGGUAAAGAAUAAAGGGAAAAGAGGAGUGAUAGGGUGGAUAUUAUUUUUAUUUUUAACCUACACCAUAGAAUAGUAUAGCACAGAAGGAGGCCAUUUAGCCCAUUGAAUCCCUGUCAGCUCUUUUGAAGAGCAGUCCAGUAAGUCCCACACUCCUUUUUCCCCACAACCCUGUAAUUUUUCCUCCUCCAAGUAUUUAUCCAGUUCCCCCUUUUGAAGGUUGCCAUUUGAACCUGUUUACCGGUCAGCUUAAAUCUGUGCCCUCGGGUUAUUAACCCUUCAGAUAUUAUAAACAGUUUUUCUUUACUUAACACCACCUAAACCCUUCAUGAUAUUAAACUUCUCUAUCAAACUGCCUCUAGGCCUUCUCUGCUUUAAGAAGGACAACAACCCCAGAAUAUAGUGAAGAUAAAAAGGGAAAACUUGAUUGCUGAAGUCCAAGCAGAAUGCUGGGUGAACAGCGAAGCUAUCGGAGACUGGUCAGCAUUUGAGAUUUGACCCAACAAAGUCGCACCCACUUUAUUAGACUUUCUCUUGAUCUGUGGAGUUGGGAGGGGCAGAAGAGGGAGUGGAAUAAAUUGGAUAAGUCUACCAAAGAGCUGGCACAGGCACGGUGGGGGCUGAAUGGCUUCCUUUUCUCCUGUGGAAAGUGGUACAUACAUUCAUGGUUAUUUAGCAAUAUUACAAUAGAACAUUUUUAGAAACCUGUUUGUAAAUCAAAAGCACCUGUGAAUAGGGAAAGAUCCAGAGAGAGAGAGAACAAGGGUAUGUUAAAUUGCUUUAUAUUUUCACUUUAACUUUCUGCUUUGCCUUUGUGAGGCUAGAAUCCGACCACACGAGAAAGGCCUGUGCAAUAUUACAACAUUUAGUGCAGUUAUUUAUCAAGAAUAUAUAUUUUUAAACAUGCUGCCAUAUGUCUAGUAAAGUACUUUACCAUUUGUUUGUGUUUGUUGCAUUUUGCUCUGCACAAAAUGACCACCACAUUUGCUUAUAUAACACUGCCUCUAAUUUAUUGUAGGAAACACGAGAUAUAAGACGCAAUAUAAAUUCUCUAGUUUCAGGUACAUCCAGGUUUGAUCAUCAUAAGUUCCCCAUAUUAGUUUGCUUCUAAUUUCACUCAUAGUCGCAACCUUAACUUCCCUUAAACUGAUUAACUUGAUGCAACAUUAAUGAACAUCUGUAUAGGACUUUGGUCUCAUUCUGUAGUUUAUGCUCCCAUCCAACCCACAGAUGCCUUGUGCUUUAUUGCACAGUUCCACCUAUGUUAUGUAUAACUUUAUGUAUAUAAUCACUGCAGUCCAGCUAUUGGGUUAUGUGCAUGUUUUAAAGAUACAACAAAUAGCUUUAAAUUGCCUGUUUAGCUCUGUGUGAUGUUUUGACUCUUCGCUGUAUCUUUUGUCGAUCUUACGGUGUGGAAAAUCUCCUCUUUCUCCUCCCCCCCCACCUCAUAUUUGAGAUUUGGUUUAUUCCCCUACCUGCAUCAUGUUUUAAAAGCAUGAACCAUGUUGUCAGGUGAAGUACAGGCAAAGUGAGGUGACAUGAUGACAAUGAAUUAGAGAUCCACACUGACAGUUGGCAUACGGAGCAGGUUGUUCCGAAGGCACCUGGUCGAGCAUUUGCAGAACAUUCCGACCAAAACGUUUCUCCUUUUACGUGCUUGCUAGAUUUGCUGUGUGAGUUAUUGAACGAAGACACUGAAGCUCUGAGGCGUGUUACUGGUGUAUGUGUGUGUGCAGUGUCUAUGUAUCUGGACCUUUGUCCAGAAUUACUUUCUCCUCAGGUUUUAACUCAUUUAAAACAAACGUGAUAAACGUUUGUACGUCGGUGUCCCAUAAUUUGGUGGCUGUUGUGCUUUACAGUGAACUGCUAAGCAAAUGUGUUUUACCUCAACUUAGGAAAUGAAAGGCUGAAUUGUUGGAAAAACUCCAAGGUGUGACAUGUAGAUUUUGGAUUCAUUGAUGUCUCUUUUACCAAGGCUGUGAUUUUCUUUUAACCUGUUGUAUCAUAAACUUAACUGGAUCUAUUGUGACUUAUGGCACAAUCUUCUGGAUUUGAGAUUAUACAUAUCUCACCUGUGAUAGAUUGAUAUUACAAAGGGGCCUUUGCUGAGCCAGAGCGCUGAGAAUAGCCCCCAGUGUCUUGGUAGUUUGAAAGUGAUCGGUAAUCAGUUUUUCCUCCCAGGUCUUGGGAUAAGGGCAUGAUUAUGGCACCCAAUCCUCGCCCCUCUAUCCCCUCCCUUUAUGGCGACCUUACCAUUACCUCCCUCACUGCAUAGCAGACCAAUUAUGUAAUCCUUGCCCUUGAACAGGACAGAUUAAACGUUUAUUUCCUUUU